AUGCAGUCUAAAACCCGGCUGGUCAUAGUCAUCGACGGUAUAGAUCGGUGCAGUGAUGAGAGGGCGAUGAGGGAGUUCGUCAAGAUGCUCGUCGGCAUACCUUCAGGGAGCACCCCCAAACUUCUCGCAAAUGUCCGCAUCCUUCUUACGGGCCGAAUCGCAGACCACUUCGAGGAAGCUCGCGAGUCAAAAGAAUUUAGUCGAUUUGUAAAGGAAGUAAAUAUUCAAGAUAUCGAUGCUGUGGAAACGACGAAGGAUAUCCGGAAAUUCGUCCAAGACCGGCUGAAAGAGAUUCGGCGGACGAGUUCCACGAGUAAUUUUGCUCGUCAAAGAAGUAUGUCGUCAGACGAGCAGCUUGGGUGUCUGGUCGAUUUGUCCAGGGGUUCCUUCCAUUUUGCCCAAACUAUCCUCCAUUACCUUGACCACAAGGAUAUGAGCAAUAGGCUUUCUGGUUUGCUCAGAAGCUCAAAUGAUCGCCUCUAUGAUUUUUUCGAGGCGGUGCUAAGCCAUAUUGUCAGGGGGGGAGUCUCGUCCGAUUUCAAGGAGGUUCUAGGAACUGUCACGUAUCUAAAUUCCCCAUUGUCCCUAACCGCUUUACGCCGUGUUUUCACAUCACGCCAGAUCGACCCCCUUCCCUCCCUUUUCCAAAUCAACGCCCUCCUGUCUAUUCCGGCUGACGAUAAGAAAUCCAUUCAACCGAUUUGCGAAUCUCUUUGGGAAUAUCUCAAGUCCCCACGAGAUUCAAGAGGCUAUCAUUUUGAUGGCUUAAGAACUCAUUUCUCCCUUGCCGCAAGUUGUCUGGAAAUUACUGCACAACUCUCGGAAGGGGAUCAGGAGUCAUCCCGCUCCGUGGGAAGCACUGCACUAGGGUGGGUACAGCGUGCAGAAGCGCAACAGUAUGCUUCUGUCCACUGGUUUGACCAUCUCCUCAAAUGUGUCAAAUUGAGUAAAUCAGGACGAUUGGAAGAGAUCACGGGUUUAAUGCGCGCAAGCAAUGUUCUAGAGGAAAACAUUGACAUCUUGCUCGACUCUUCGAAGUCUUCAUUUAUUCUUUGGACUAAUAUUUUAAUCUUCAAGGUUGACAACACAAAGAAGAUACUAGAAGAUAUGGAGCUGCUAACUAUGAGCAUGGAGAAUGUGGCAUGUUUUCAAAAUUUGACCCAGAAAAUGUCGGGGCUCAUUCGGAAACUUAAAAAAGAUAUUGUAAGCAAUUUGGAUACUAGAAACACAUUUUAUUAUCUUGUUUUUAGGUGGUGA
This is a messenger RNA of Laccaria bicolor S238N-H82, 1257 nucleotides long. RefSeq lists its product as uncharacterized. NCBI's taxonomy places the organism in Eukaryota, Fungi, Basidiomycota, Agaricomycetes, Agaricales, Hydnangiaceae. The coding region runs from base 1 to 1257 and encodes 418 amino acids. The transcript is spliced from 5 exons. The record is from RefSeq and is a predicted model, not a curated record.